This is a messenger RNA of Gekko japonicus, 1050 nucleotides long. RefSeq names its product myc target 1 (gene MYCT1). Gene Ontology annotation, cellular component: nucleoplasm. The coding region runs from base 69 to 650 and encodes 193 amino acids. The transcript is spliced from 2 exons. The record is from RefSeq and is a predicted model, not a curated record. NCBI's taxonomy places the organism in Eukaryota, Metazoa, Chordata, Lepidosauria, Squamata, Gekkonidae.
AACCAAGCCAGAAACCAAGUGCUCUGCUGUGGAUUCCCAGUUUUAAUACUUUUAUUAUUUCGAAUGUUAUGUCUGCCAACAGCACCAGCUCUGAGAGCCCAUGGCCACCCAAUUUCUGGAAUCAAAUAAUAAUAGCAUUUACAGUUUCUGUGGCCAUUGGACUCGUAAUUGGAGGCACAAUCUGGGCUUUGUUGACUUGCCUAUCAAAUCGCAGAGCUAGUGCACAUAUUUCCCAGUGGAGCACCUCAUCCUCUAGCCUGCGUUCCAGAGCUUCCCAUGGAAGUGCUGCUAGCAGGCCUGGAUUUUAUCGCAACAGCAGUUGUGAACGCCGCAGCAACCUCAGUUUGGCCAGCCUGACCUUCCAAAGGCAAGCUUCCUUAGACCAAGCCAACUCCUUUCCAAGAAAAUCAAGUUUUCGGGCCUCCACAUUUCAUCCCUUUCUUCAGUCCCCUCCACUUCCUGUAGAAACUGACAGUCAGCUGAUUACACUGGUACCCACCAGUACCACGACAACUCUUACUGGGAGCACCACCAACAGCCUAAGUCGUCCUGAAUUCCACUGGUCCAAUAAUAGUCUUCGUGUCUGCCAUUCAACACAAACGCCACCUCCUGCCUAUGACACCAUCAUAAAGGCCUUUCCAGAUUCUUGAGUUGGAUUUUCAGUAUUCUAAAUAUGUGAGAAAGAAUCUCAGUUCUAUGAUUUUCUGUGGGCUCUGAAGAUACUGGUGAAAGUUCUGAUUGCAACAAGAACAUACUGUAUGAGACAGAAAUGACAUUGAUUUGAUAGAGGGAUGCACUGAUACUGUUCAACUUCAAAAAACAUCCUUGCUUUUCUCGCAAAGGGAGCAUGUUAGCUGCACUGCAUCAAUAUGUAUUUAUAUUUUAUGUCUGCACUGUUAUUAUUACUUUUAGUUUAGAUGAUGCAAAUGCCUUGCAGUUUUACGAACUCAUAUAUUUGGAAUGAUAAACCAAAGAAUGCUUAAGAUUUAUAGAAUUCCUUCUAUGAACUGUGAACACAAUGUUGGCUGCGGUCACACGGGCAGGAAAAUG